CCCCGGACUCCACGCCUCCCAUACCAUCCCGGUUUGCCCCGAGAGCAGUAUUAUCAGGGCUAUUGAGUCUGCUACAACCUUCAGGCCUAAAAGCGCCGAGGUCAGCAAAAACCCCGGGCCAGGCCGUGAAGGUAUCCGGGAUUUAAGGCUGCUCUCUCUUCCUGAAAGGCAGAGGUAAUAAGCAUCCCUGCCUCUCGUGAAGAAAACCACAAUCUGAGUCCUAGGAAACCAAGUUAGUCCACUACCCUCCCAGUCACCUUGCACUCAGUCCCGAGCUGCCAGAGCCAGCACCGCCGCCACCGUUCUACUUCCGGCCCUGGCUCCGCCCCCCACCCGCCUACCCGCCAUUGCAAGGCAUUGUGGGUCGCCGUUUCAGUCGGUCGACACUCACCGGACAGGAAGCGUCUCGGAGACAGUCUGCGACCGGACGGCUCUAGGUGAGACAGAAGCCAAACAGAAGGAGGAAGUGGAGGGGCUGAGCUUUUGAAAUACUUCACAACAAUGACGAAAAGAGAAGCAGAGGAGCUGAUAGAAAUUGAGAUCGAUGGAACAGAGAAACCAGAGUGCACAGAAGAAAGCAUUGUAGAACAAACCUAUACCCCAGCUGAAUGCAUAAGCCAAGCCAUAGACAUCAAUGAACCAAUAGGCAAUUUGAAGAAACUACUAGAACCAAGACUACAGUGUUCUUUGGAUGCUCAUGAAAUUUGCCUGCAAGAUAUUCAGCUGGAUCCAGAACGAAGUUUAUUUGACCAAGGAGUAAAGACAGAUGGAACUGUACAACUUAGUGUACAGGUAAUUUCUUACCAAGGAAUUGAACCAAAGCUAAACAUCCUGGAAAUUGUUAAACCAGCAGAAACAGUUGAAGUAGUUAUUGAUCCAGAUGCCCACCAUGCUGAAGCAGAAGCACAUCUUGUUGAGGAAGCUCAAGUGAUAACUCUUGAUGGCACAAAACACAUUACAACUAUUUCAGAUGAAACCUCAGAACAAGUGACACGAUGGGCUGCUGCACUUGAGGGUUAUAGGAAAGAGCAAGAACGUCUUGGGAUACCCUAUGAUCCCAUACAGUGGUCCACAGACCAAGUCCUGCACUGGGUGGUUUGGGUAAUGAAGGAAUUCAGCAUGACCGACAUAGACCUCACUACACUGAAUAUUUCCGGAAGAGAACUGUGUAGUCUCAACCAAGAAGACUUUUUUCAGCGGGUUCCUCGGGGAGAGAUUCUCUGGAGUCAUCUGGAACUUCUUCGAAAAUAUGUAUUGGCCAGCCAAGAACAACAGAUGAAUGAGAUAGUUACAAUUGAUCAACCUGUGCAGAUUAUUCCAGCAUCAGUUCAGUCUGCUACACCAACUGCGAUUAAAGCUAUAAGUAGUAGUGCAAAGGCAGCUAAAGUACAAAGAGCUCCAAGGAUUUCAGGAGAAGAUAGAAGUUCACCUGGAAACAGAACAGGAAACAAUGGUCAAAUCCAACUGUGGCAGUUUUUGCUAGAACUUCUUACUGACAAGGAUGCUCGAGAUUGCAUUUCUUGGGUUGGUGAUGAAGGAGAGUUUAAGCUAAAUCAGCCUGAACUGGUUGCACAGAAAUGGGGACAACGUAAAAAUAAACCCACCAUGAACUAUGAGAAACUUAGUCGUGCAUUAAGGUAUUAUUAUGAUGGGGACAUGAUUUGUAAAGUUCAAGGCAAGAGAUUUGUAUACAAGUUUGUCUGUGACUUGAAGACUCUUAUUGGAUACAGUGCAGCAGAGUUGAACCGUUUGGUCACAGAAUGUGAACAGAAGAAACUUGCAAAGAUGCAGCUCCAUGGAAUUGCCCAGCCAGUCACAGCAGUAGCCCUUGCUACUGCGUCUCUGCAAACAGAAAAAGAUAAUUGAGCCCAGGACCUUCUGGGAGUCCAAGGUCUUUCUUAAAUGUUAGAGCAAGUAUUGCUCUUACCUUUAUUACUGAAUUUGAAUCUUCUUUUAUUUCUAGACUGUAUGAUCUGAUGCAUGAUUUUUUUAUAAAUAUUUCAUACUCUUGUGAA
Phacochoerus africanus (Common warthog) is the source of this 2015-nucleotide messenger RNA. RefSeq names its product GA binding protein transcription factor subunit alpha (gene GABPA). Gene Ontology annotation, biological process: cell differentiation; regulation of transcription by RNA polymerase II. Gene Ontology annotation, molecular function: sequence-specific DNA binding; DNA-binding transcription factor activity, RNA polymerase II-specific. NCBI's taxonomy places the organism in Eukaryota, Metazoa, Chordata, Mammalia, Artiodactyla, Suidae. The record is from RefSeq and is a predicted model, not a curated record. Bases 502 to 1866 code for a protein of 454 amino acids. Gene Ontology annotation, cellular component: nucleus. The transcript has 10 exons.